Pygocentrus nattereri (red-bellied piranha) is the source of this 2533-nucleotide messenger RNA. It is a transcript of the gene podn, whose product is annotated as podocan. Lineage: Eukaryota; Metazoa; Chordata; Actinopteri; Characiformes; Serrasalmidae. The coding region runs from base 254 to 2074 and encodes 606 amino acids. Gene Ontology annotation, molecular function: protein binding. The record is from RefSeq and is a predicted model, not a curated record. The transcript is spliced from 10 exons.
GCACAUCUGGAAGGUACCAGAAGGGACCUGGACUCUCCAGCUGUGGCUGCUGCUCUCACUAUGGCCCAGGACUGAGUGGUCCGAGGCACUUGGACUUUCGCAGACUUUUCAAUACGUUGCUGGACGGCUGCAGGUGUGACACACCAAGUUUCUCCCCAGACCACCUCCCCUUUUGCCCACCAACACAUCCAGACAGAGAUCUGAGAGGAGUGUGUGGUUCAGGCCCAGAAGAGUUAGAGAGUCGGUGUGAGCAAUGAGGCGGCGCUGCCUGCUGCUGUGUGUAGCUCUGCUGGGCUGGACUCUGGUCCUUGGGCAGCGAGGAGCAGAGCCUGACCGCCGGCCGCUGGCACAGCACCAACAGGAGAAGGAAGGAGAAUGGAGGGAUGAAGAACUGCAGGGAGAAACAGAGGAGAAGCUGGACAAAGGGGUGAGCGUGAGCUCACAGUCAAAGCCAGAGGGGGUGUGUCCAGAGAAAUGCAGCUGCACAGCAGAGGGAGUGGUGGACUGUGCCGGAGUUGACCUGACCGGAUUUCCACCAAAUCUGCCGGAUACCACACGCCAGCUCUCACUGCAGAAUAACCAGAUCACUGAGGUGAUGGUGGAGGACCUCUCACGGCUCCUUCAGCUGGAGACUCUCAACCUUCAGAACAACCGGCUCACCACACAAGGCCUUGAAGACGAGGGAUUUGAAGUUCUAGAGCAGCUGGGUUACUUAUACUUGGCAAAUAACAAGCUCACUGCAGCUCCCAAACACCUCCCCCCUGCACUGGUCAGCGCCGACUUUGCUGCUAACCAACUCACCAAAAUCUACCCUUACACCUUUGGACAGAAACCAGCGCUGAAGUCAGUGUAUCUCCAUAACAACAAGCUGACGGAAGCAGGUUUACCUGAGGGAAUGUUCAACGGUUCAGACAACCUAGAGGUGCUCAUCAUGUCCAGCAACUUCCUGCGCUACGUCCCCAAGGGCCUGCCCUCCGCCCUCUACCGCCUGCACCUGAAGAAUAACAAGCUGGAGAAGAUUCCUGCUGGUGCGUUUGAGAACCUGUCCCAGCUGAGAGAACUUUACCUGCAGAACAACCUCCUCAGCAACGACGGCAUGGAUAAUAACACUUUCAGUCAUUUGACAAGCCUGGAGUACCUGGACCUCUCUAAUAAUAACCUUACUGAGGUUCCUAGCGGUCUGCCCCGGAGUCUUGUGCUGCUCCAUCUGGAAAAGAAUUCCAUCUCCCGGAUACCUGCUGAUGCUCUGACGCCCAUCCGCAACCUGGAGUACCUUCUGCUCCACAACAACCGGCUACGUGCCCGUGCCAUCGACCGGGAAGCCUUCCGUGGACUGAAGCGCCUGCACACACUGCACAUGUACAACAACCUGCUGGAGAGGGUCCCCCGUGGCCUGCCCCGCCGAGCCAAGACCCUCAUGCUUCUGCACAAUAUUAUCAGUGAGAUUGGCCGGGACGACCUGAUCAACCUGCAUACGCUGACUGAGCUUAAUCUCAGCUACAACCGCCUGACCAGCGCCAAGCUGCACCGUGAAGCCUUCCGCAAACUGCGAGUCUUGGAAGCCUUGGACUUGUCGGGGAACCAGUUGCAGGCUCUGCCAAAGGGGCUGCCCAAGAGCCUACAAGUGCUCAAAGUGAAGGGCAACCAGAUUGAGGAGCUGCCAGAUGGAGCACUAACAGGCAUGGGCAAGCUGAGAGAGCUUUACCUGUCCAACAACCAGCUCAGGACCAACUCCUUUUACCAGGGAGCAUGGCAAGAAUUGAGCUCACUCACGACACUAGAUCUCUCCACUAACCUGCUGUCUCACGUCCCUGCUGACCUCCCGGAGUCACUGGAGUUUAUCCACCUGCAGCACAACAGAAUCAACAGCAUCCCAGCGACAGCCUUCCUCUCGACACCCAACAUUAAAGGCAUCUUCCUCAGGUUUAACCGCCUCUCGGCUCUCUCCGUGGCAGAGGAUUCCUUCACUCACCUCUCUAAGCUGCAGGUGUUGGACAUCGGCCACGGCAACAUCAGCCCCAGACAUAUGGAUGAGGAUGGAGAUUAUGUAGAAAGAGAGGAAGAGCAGGAGUAGCAAGAAGAGGAAGGACAGCAGGACAGCCUCAAGAGAAGUGGACCACGCAUCAAUCCGUGAAAACAUGACAACCCAAUGAAUAGUGACAGGUCCUGAACUAAAAAGCUGUUUAGACGUGUUAUGGAGAUCUUAUUUAAGCCUUAGAAGUCGCAGUCAUCACCAGAUAUAACAACUCCAUGCUCUCGAUUUAUAUAAAACUGAGAAAUUCUAAAGAUUCGAAACUUUCAAACUUGUGUUUGUGAGUAGAAGAGAAGAUGUUUGAUUGGGAUCUAAAGAGUAAAGUUUUGUGGAAAGUCUUAUUUUGCAGAAAGAAAAAAAAAGAUACACAUUUUUACAAUUUUUAGUCAUUUCCUGACAUUGAACCCCAUUUUAAAAAGUAAGUAAUGUGUAAAUAUACUGCAACCUGCAAAAGUCAGAGGACACUCUUUAUCGUUUUUUUUUUUUUUUUUUGUUGAGACA